Messenger RNA from Grosmannia clavigera kw1407, 1455 nucleotides. Its product is annotated as n-sulfoglucosamine sulfohydrolase. Gene Ontology annotation, molecular function: arylsulfatase activity. The transcript has a single exon. The coding region runs from base 1 to 1455 and encodes 484 amino acids. Lineage: Eukaryota; Fungi; Ascomycota; Sordariomycetes; Ophiostomatales; Ophiostomataceae. The record is from RefSeq and is a predicted model, not a curated record.
AUGCCCAACGUCCUCCUACUCGUUGCCGACGACCUAGGCAAGCAGCUCGGCUGCUAUGGCUGUCCCUACACCAAGACGCCGCACAUUGACCGCCUCGCCGUUGACGCUGUCCGCUUCGACAAUGCCUUUGCCAGCACUGCCUCGUGCAGCGGCAGCCGCUCCACCAUCUACACCGGCAUGCAUACCCACCAGAAUGGCCAGUACGGCCUGCAGAGUGGCAAGCAUCACUUCAUGACCUUUGACCAUGUCGACACCGGCCCUGCCGUUCUAGCCCGCCACGGCUACCUGACCGCCAUUGUCGGCAAGGUCCACGUCGGCCCCGAUUCGGCCUAUCCGUGGGAACACCGCGCUGAAAGCCUGACCCGCGAUGUCUUCUGGAGCGCUGACCGCGCCGCCGACGUCUUUGCUGCUGCCAAGGCCACCAGUCGACCCUUUUGGCUGACCGUGGCCUUCCACGACCCCCACCGCUCCCACACUCGUGCCGGCUUCGGCAAUGAGGAGCCCGUCGACGACCGCAUCCAAAAGGCCACGUAUCGUCCUGAGGACGUCGUUGUGCCCAACUUUCUCACUGAUUCGCCGGGCGUGCGUACCGAGCUGGCCUCGUACUCUGAGGCUAUUAGCCGCCUCGACCAGGGCGUCGGUCACGUCCUGCUCGAGCUCGAGCAGGCCGGCCUCGCCCAGGACACGCUCGUCAUCUUCAUCAGCGACAACGGCCCGCCCUUUCUCAACUCCAAGACCACGCUCUUUGACGCUGGCAUCCGUCUGCCGCUCAUCGUCCGCCAUCCCGGCCUGCCCGGCUCGGUCAACCCGAAUCUGGUCUCGUUUGUCGACGUGCUGCCCACCAUCCUCGACUGGACCAUCGGUGCCGCCGCCCUGACCGAGAAAAAUGAGCGUUCCGGUCGUUCGUUCCUCCCCAUUCUCGGUGCCACCGAGCCCCUCUCGGCCUGGGACCACGUCUUGGGCUCGCACACAUUCCACGAGGCCACCAACUACUGGCCAACACGCUAUAUCCGUACCCGCCGCUUCAAGUACCACCGCAACAUUGCCUGGCGCCUCGACUUUCCCUUUUCCAGCGACAUCUAUGGCUCCCUCACCUGGGAAGAUGUCCGCAACGCCGAGACAAGCCCCAAGAUGAUCGGCCAGCGCCCGCUGCGAGACUACUUCUUCCGUCCGCCGGAGCAGCUCUUCGAUCUCGAGUCUGACCCGGCCGAGGUCAGGGAUCUGGCCAAGGACCCCGCCUAUGCUGACGUUCUCAAGGACCUGCGCGACUGCCUCGAGGACUGGCAGCGCCGCACCAACGACCCAUGGCUCUACCGUGACGGCAUCUCCCUGCUGCAAAACAAGUACCAUCUGGACGCCGGCCUCAAGAUUCCCGACCGCUGGGAUGUGGACGUAGACCACCCUGAGACCACUGGUGACUUCAAGGCAUAUGUGAACAGACCGUUUGGUGUUUAG